AUGAAGAAAAUAUAUGAUGCCACUGUUUGUGAACCUAAAGAACUUCUGAAUCCCUCUCCCAAAGUAACAAAUUGUUGCAAAUCACCCUGGGUAAAAUACAGUUUUCAGAAGGCAUACAUGACCCGACUUGUCAGCUCCCAGCAAGUUUCAGCCAUGUCAAGGAACGCCGAUCAAAAUCCACCUUCUCAGCCCAAGGAGAAUAGCAUUGGCCAGAACCAUCACCAGGAGGAAGUAAUCCGCAAGAUGGCCAGGCAACUGAGAAACAUUGGAGACAGCAUUGAUCAUAGGAUGGUUCAAGAGGAUCUUCAACAGGAAGGCAGAGACGCACUGGCUCGUUUUGUCUUCGUUUUCUUUGGAGGAGUUCACGUGUUGCUGCACUUCCUCUGGGACAACCAUUUGAUGUAGAAGGAAUAUAAACGUCAAGUUCUGCUUUCCUUCUACCCUCUGAGAAAAUGUGAAUCCCACAGGCACAGAUGGGAUGAAGACCCUUCGCCAUCCCCCUUUCUUGUUAUCCAUCACUGUUGGUUUUUGCCUGGUUUGUUGGAGAACUGUGGACUCACUGGCCAUUUGUCUGUUCAGACCAAGCAGCUCUGAGAUGUCUGUGUGUGCCUCAUGGUAGAGGCCAGGGAGUCCUUAGGAACCCAGGGGGGCUCGCCACUCAGGAAACACCAGCGCUGUGGAUGGUCCCAGCGCUCCUUGUGAGGACACCUUGAACAUUUCCUUCCAUGAGAGAAAUUGAACCUUGUCCUCAAACAGGCGGUCACAGAAAUGGGCGCUUGCUCCCAGGUCUCUUCCUGUGGACCAGGCUCUCCAGUAACCUGUUGGCCCCCUCUUGUUGCCCAGGUCCAAAUCUGCAGUGCCUGGUCUUCUCCUUCACCUUUCUGUCUACCUCGUAGUCCCUGUCUCCCGGCUUUUAGAAGUAUUACAAGUAUUAAGAGAGUUUGUUGUUAUAAAUUAUGUUUCAU
Messenger RNA from Ceratotherium simum simum (southern white rhinoceros), 965 nucleotides. RefSeq names its product peroxisomal testis enriched protein 1 (gene PXT1). Lineage: Eukaryota; Metazoa; Chordata; Mammalia; Perissodactyla; Rhinocerotidae. Gene Ontology annotation, biological process: positive regulation of apoptotic process. Gene Ontology annotation, cellular component: nucleus; peroxisome. The record is from RefSeq and is a predicted model, not a curated record.